Plasmodium knowlesi strain H is the source of this 1179-nucleotide messenger RNA. Its product is annotated as conserved Plasmodium protein, unknown function. Bases 1 to 1179 code for a protein of 392 amino acids. The transcript has a single exon. The record is from RefSeq and is a predicted model, not a curated record. Lineage: Eukaryota; Apicomplexa; Aconoidasida; Haemosporida; Plasmodiidae.
AUGAACAUAAUUAAGAAAGAGUUGUCACAUUUCCCCUGUUUUUUAAGAAGAUGGUUACAUAACAACGGAAGGGAUACACGCCAAAUGUCCAGUCGGAGGGGAAUCGAACCAUGUUUGAGUGACAUGAAAAGGAAAGGAUGCGACGUAAAUGUGUUGAGCUUGGUAAUAAGUAAUAAUAACCUAUGCUACUGCUUGCUGAGGAAUAAAAUUAUUAAAAAAAUUGGACUGAUUAACAUUAAGAAGGACUUCCAGCCCUAUGAGCAGGGUUCCUCUAGCACUCGAAAGGGAAAAGGCAAACUCGACAAGGAUGAGUUAACAUACAGCUAUGACCGAGAGGACACCCCUCUUAGCUUUAACAUACGGGAAAUUCUAACCGUUUUGAAUUUGGUAAAGUUGCACUCCGAUGGGGAUGGGCAACAGGGCGAAAGCUCGAAGGGUAUGACCAGCGGUACGACCAGCGAUACGACCAGCGAUACGACCAGCGAUACCUCCAACGGUAUCACAAACGAUAACCCCAAUGGUGGUGCUGAUCAGUGGAGCCAGGCGGGUGACCCACCAAUGGGCGCGCACACCGGAAAGGCCAAAGUGGGAGAAGAAAAACAACAUCGUCAUGGACAGAGCCCGCCGCAGGAACAUCAGCGCCCGAAGCAGUCAUCGCAAGAAUGGAUCAUCGGUAUCGAAAAGGUAAAUGACAAGUACGAGAAGAACAGAACGAAGGAAAAAAUUCUUUCCGUCCUUGUGUACUUCCUGAACUCAAUUUUCAAAUGCCAAAUUGUUUUUUUCUGUCCUAAAGAGGCGAGAAAGUAUUUCAGCACCAAAUGUAGCUGUAACCUGGACACGCGCGAAGAAACGUAUAAAUACAUAAAGGACAAGGUGCGGAACUUUCCAACUGUAAGUAAAAGUGAUAACGCGGUAAACUGCCUUUUCAGUGACAGCUACGUCAUGGCAUUUUACGCGUACAGGUACUACAUGCACCACCUGGUGAAGAAUAACCGAACCGUUUUUAACUACCUCGAAAGUGAAGUGCGCAGAAAUAGGAGCUUUAACAACAUUCUACAGAGCUUGAAGCACAUGGAAAAUAAGGAAUCCUCUCACGACUUGAGGGAGCUUCUCAGGGAUAGGAUUGGCCGCAUCGUGGAUCGAGAAUCUUACAGGUUGGUUGAUAGACACAUGAUUUGA